AUGAUUGCAGAAGGACGGACUCCAGACGUUUGGCAAACUUCUGUGACCGUGCCUGUCUGCAAAGGGAAAGGAGACAUUGUUGACUGCACUUCGUACAGGCCUAUACGACUGUUGUGCCAUACAAUGAUGAUUUUUGAGCGUGUCUUGGAAGCUCUUCUGAGGAAAAUUGUCAGCGUUUCACUCAACCAGUGCGGCUUUGUGAAGGACUGCAGCACUAUAGAUGCUAUCCAUGCUGUCCGUGUCGUCCUGGAGAAACAUUGA
Molecule: messenger RNA, 261 nt
Organism: Necator americanus (New World hookworm)
Lineage: Eukaryota; Metazoa; Nematoda; Chromadorea; Rhabditida; Ancylostomatidae
Exons: 1
Coding region: 1-261 (86 amino acids)
Source: RefSeq, a predicted model, not a curated record